This is a messenger RNA of Amphibalanus amphitrite, 1962 nucleotides long. RefSeq names its product HEAT repeat-containing protein 1 homolog. Gene Ontology annotation, biological process: positive regulation of transcription by RNA polymerase I; maturation of SSU-rRNA from tricistronic rRNA transcript (SSU-rRNA, 5.8S rRNA, LSU-rRNA). Gene Ontology annotation, molecular function: snoRNA binding. The record is from RefSeq and is a predicted model, not a curated record. Gene Ontology annotation, cellular component: t-UTP complex; small-subunit processome; 90S preribosome. The transcript is spliced from 13 exons. Bases 103 to 1962 code for a protein of 619 amino acids. NCBI's taxonomy places the organism in Eukaryota, Metazoa, Arthropoda, Thecostraca, Balanomorpha, Balanidae.
GGUGUGCUUCGAGGCUUCGAGGUGUGGCUGGCUUAGGCUUUGGGCUUAGGGGGGGUUGCGCAAAGUUGUUGUAGGGGAGUAGAGUGAGAGCUGGUGGUCACGAUGGCCACGGCUCUUGGGCGGCAGCUGGCGCGGCUGACGGCGCCCCAGACUGCUCUUGUCAUUCAUAAAAAAGCGCGGCCUUCGCUGCUAUUCGACAAACGCGAGGCAGCGCUUCUCGACAGGGAAACUAUCUUCUCGAUCGGUGUCGAUGGCUUUGAAGACCUCGUGAAUUUAAACCCAGAUUUCAUUAAGUUCCAAGACACUUUGUUCUCGGAAAAUGCCAAGACCAUGGAGCGCGCCAUACAGACUCAAGAUGUCAACGAUAAACUGGAUCAAGUGAUUGAUGAAUUUCUGUGCCUUCUCUGUCCUUAUUUUCUGCUGAAACCAGCCCAAAAGGCCAUGGAGUGGCUCAUUUACAGAUUCCACAUUCAAGAAUUCAACGUGAAUGCUCUGCUCCGCUGCAUCUUUCCGUACCACGACACAAACAUCUUCGCGCGAGCGGUGCAGCUACUUCAAAUACAAGACGAGACCGACAGAUGGCACUGGCUGCAGCCGCUCCAGGACCCCGGCGUGCCUCUCAGCAAAGGGGCGCUCUCGGCGCGCUGUGCCGACAACCCGGCCUUUAUGAAGUUCCUCUGUGUCAUGAAUAAGAAGCUAGUGCAGGUGCACGGUGGCCGCUCCGGCGCACUGGAGGCGCCCGUGGCGCUGUUCGCCGGCGUCCUGUGCUUGGCGCUGCAGCGCACCGAAACUGUCACCGAACGUCAGGUGGCGCUGCUGGCGCCGCACGUGCUGCGCUGCGUGCGCAGUCCUCUGACGCAGCUGCGCGCCGCCGGCUACCUGUUGGCCGGCCAGCUGUCGCGGCGCGCCGGCCUGUCGGCAGAGCUGACCGCUCGGCUGCUCACGGCACUGGUCGAGGGCGUUGACGGGCCGCUGGCGGCCGAGGCCGUGGCUGCGCUGGCCGUGGUGGUGCACACGCAGGCGGUUGCGCGGCUGCCGGCGGGUGCGCUGCAACUGCUGACCGCCAGCCCAGCGCCACUGACGGCCGCACUCGACCGGCUGCCAGGUGGCGUCUCGCUGCUGCCGCUGGUCAGCUGCCUGCUGCGCACCUGUCUGUUGGAGGCAGCCGGUGGCGACUCGACGGCGGCUGCCAUGGCAACGGCCGUGGCCGCCUCUGCGCGGAUCGAGUCGACCAGCGAACAACAGCUACUCAUCAGGUGCGUGGCCAGCGUGGUCACCGAGAGGGCGGCCGAGGCGGAGUGGGCGCCCCUGCUGGCGGCCGGCGCGCCCCUGCUGGCCGCCCUGGAGCGCCAGUACCCGGCACCGUUCACAGCCGCGCUGGCCUCCCUGCCGGGCGGCGCCCGGCCUGCCAGCGCCCUACGCGCCGCCCUGCGCGGCCGCCACGCCGUCAGCACAGUGGACUGCGCACUGGUAGUGGAGCUCAGCCACCCGGACGAGUCGACACGGCGCCAGGCGGCGCGCCGGCUGCUGGCGCUACUGCGCGCCGGAACGGUGACCGGGGAGGUGGCGCGCGGCGCGCUGGCCGCCGCGCUGGCCGGCCGCUCGGAGCGCCUGGUGCGACAGGCGCUGCGCGUGCCCAUCCAGCGGUGGCUGGAGCUGGUCGGCGCCGAACCGCUGACGGAGCUGCUGGCUGACGGUCUGGACGGCGGCGCCUCGGACGAGGUGGGGUGGCUGUGCGCCCGCGGCCUGGCUGAGCUGUUUGGCCUGCAGCGGCGGCGUGCGGCCGGUACGGCGCCGCCGGCCGCUCUGCUCACCGCCCUCCUGCCGACCGCAUGGACGGAGGCCACCGCCCACCACCUGGCCGCCCUGCUGCCGCACAUACUGCCACCAGAGGCGGCGGCCGCGCUGGCCGAGGCGGCGGCCGUCUCGCACUGGGAGUACACGGCGGCGGCGCUGCGGUGA